AUGGUUGCAGCGGAUCGAAAAUGGUUUCAGUUGAUGUGGGAAAAGUAUCUGGAUCUCUAUGGAAUCAAAGUAAGAUGUUCAGUAACCCAUAUAUUUUAUUUUGCAAUUUGUAUGGUUUUCAAAAAUAAUCUAAAAAAUCCGAUUUUUCAUUUUUUUCAAAACAUCCCAAAAAUUUUAAAAUAAAAUUGCUUGGAUUUUGAUUACAUUUGGCACAAUAAUAUUACAUCCACAAUUAUCCGAGACAUUUUCUUGAUUUUUAGUUUGCGCUUUACAGGAACAAUUGGGAUUUUCGACCAAGAAGUUUCAAAAAUCCAAUAUUUUUUGAGAUUUUCAAAAUGAAAUUUGAAAUUCCUUUGUAAGAGUCAAGUAUUAUAUAAUAUUUUUACUAAAAAUUGGGCUUCUCCGGACAAACUCCUUGGAGAUCUGGCCGAAAAACGGCCUCUCUGGCUGUCUCUCUUCAUUUUCCGCACUCUCUCGACUGCGAAAAUAGUUGAUUAUUUGGCAAACACUGUAAAAAGAACCUAAUGUUUUGAACGAUUAAAAUUCCUCCACACUACGAAAAAUUUCUAUUUUUACGUUGAAUAAAUUUCCCGUAUUUUAGCCCAUUAUCAUCUUCACAGCACUGAUAACAUUAUGUGAAAUAGCGUUGAUCAUCUUGCAAGAAUAUAACUUGGCAUUUUUUGUUAUUAUGGCAGCUUCAAUAACUUUUACCCACUUUUUUGGAAGAAUCUUGGUUGCGGUGGAAAUGAGACCUCAACCCGCAAAAACUAUCAAAGUCAUCAUGGUGAGAUUUAAAAUAUUCCGUUUAUUCUUGAUAUAAGCAAAUUCCUAGUAAUUAUUUUUUAGAUUAUCUUGUUUGGAGUGAGUGUUGCCCUGGAAGUGAUGUGUUUAUUGACGAUGGGAAGUUUGCUGAUCCUUGGAGAGCCGUUGAAGAGAAAUGUCACAAGACUUUUUGGAAAAAGAGAUGUGGACUUUAGUAAGUUGAGUUUUGAGAUUGCAGAAAACGUCAUCAAAUUUAAAGCCCCUUUACUAUAUAAAAUUUUUGUAAAAUACGGUCUUGUAAUUUGUGCUAAAAUUUUAGCUCGCGCUUUGUAUAAUAGAAACCAUCUUCAGAUCGAACUUCUUCAAAAAAUUAAUUUUACAAUAGCGUGUUCGAAAGAAUACAAUCAUAGAGGAUUUUAAUGUAACUUCCACGUUCAAAAAAGUGACACACCUACUCUCAAAAAGAACAACUAUUUUUCUGAUCUUUUCCAAUAAUGUUCCAUAGUCUCCCGGCAUGACAAUGACAAGUUUCAUGUCUAGGAUGGGUAAUUUUUCCAAAAACAAUUCUUUCCACCCCAAACUGACAAAGAUAUGACUAAUGCAAGAUGUGUUUUUCUCUCUGUCCGCUCCACGAACCUCGCGUACUCUUUCUGCCGUAAAAAUCGUCGAAUAUCACGGCUUUGUCUGCGCAGCUUGAGCUAAUGCUUUGACGAGUGUGUGGUCUAUUCCCAACAUGUGUGAAAAAUUAAUGAAAGAUUUGAACUUGCACUUGAUACCCUUUGUAAGUAAUCAUAUUUCAGGUUACGCCUCGAAUCUAUUUUUGCUCUCAGCCAUUCUAAUCAUCAUGUCAUCCUACACUCUUCGCGUUUGGAUCAAGGAGCACAGAAAGUUGGUCGUUCGCAUGAGAGAAACCCCAUCAUUCGUCGAUCUCUUCAGUGCGGGAAGCCGUCUCUCGUCGUUUGUCAGACUGUCUUUUCCUCCAGUGUAG
Messenger RNA from Bursaphelenchus xylophilus (pine wood nematode), 1750 nucleotides. The record is from the annotation of a GenBank genome assembly. Lineage: Eukaryota; Metazoa; Nematoda; Chromadorea; Rhabditida; Aphelenchoididae.